AAUAUCAUGAGAUGGAAUGACACCAAAUGUAUUCCAGAAGAAAUGAAAUAUGUUUUUCCAAAUGUGUACGAAUACACAAACGAUUCAACGCACAACGAAAGUGGGCGAGUGAACAAAUUCUUUCAAUUAACCGUCUACAAUAAGUGCUUAGAAUCGCGAUGUUACGUGGUACCCAUCGGUCAUCAGUACGAUUAUAAAAUUUUUGCCAAUGGUUCUUUUUAUGUACCUUAUUAUGUAACAUUAUUUAAAUCGGCAUCAUAUUGCCUCGGCGUCAUCUUGGAAAGAGGGCGUAGAUUUGAAGCGAUUUUCAGUUCAGAACAGUAUGCGGAACUUAAAAGGAACGCUUUGAAGUACACGCCUGAGUACAGUUGGAUAACACGUGUAUUAAAUAUAUAUUCCAGCUUGCUAUUAGUGUGUAUAUUAUUUUUGGUGGCAGUAUUUCUAGUGUAUUCUAUAUUGCCAGGACUCCGAAAUGAACACGGCUUCAUGUUGCGCAAUUACAGUGCAGUUACAUCCAUCGCAUUGAUGAUUGAUAUUGUGAGACUUUCAAAUAUGAAAGAGGAUGUUUCAUAUCCCGUCUGUAUUACAAUUGCCUUUUUAGGAUAUUUUUGUCUUAUAUCGGGUUACUUCUGGCUAAGUAUUAUGAGCUUUAAUAUGUGGCGGACAUUCAGAAGAUUCACUUUGUUACAAAGAAACAGCAGACAAUCAGAAAAAAAAAAGUUGGUAUAUUAUGCUAUUUUUGCGUACGGAUGUCCGUUUGUACUUGCUAUUAUUUGUGUAAUCGUUGUGGAUUAUGUUUCCGAGUAUAUACCAAUAAUUUUGAGACCAGAAUUCAAAAAGGGGUAUUGCUGGUACUUUACGGAACGUUUUGAAGCGUUUAUGUUGUAUUAUUAUUCGAUCAAAACUGUCUGUGUUAUUAGUAGCAUUUGCUUAUCCAUUUUUACGGCAAGGAACAUCAAACAUUUCGAAAGGGAUACAAACUUCAGUCUAACAGAUUCGGAAAGCAAGCAAUUUAAUGACAAUAAGAGAUGGUUAAAUCUAUAUAUAAAGUUAUUUAUCGUGUUUUUUAUCAUUAUGGGUAUAAAUUGGAUAAUGUAUAUAAUUUCAAGAUUGUUAUUUACAACACAAUUAUAUAAAUAUAGUUAUUACACUGAAAUUGUUAGUGCCUUGUUAGGUGUAGUACAAAAUUUCUUCAUGUUUAUCAUAUUUGUAUGGAAAAAAAAAAACAAGUUGAUGUUACUAAAACGAUUCGGAUUUAAGACGAAUGCAUCGACUAACACAUCGAAUAUCACAUUGGAGGUAUCUAUGCAGGAAAUGUCGAACUCUUGCGGAGAAGAAAACUGUCACACGAAAGAUUCAUCUAAUGGGAUUGAAUUCUAAUGUUGUCAGUGUGUAAAGAAAAGUUUUAUCGCAGAUCAAAGAUCAACGAUUAAUCACAAUUUAAUAUAUUUUAUAAUUACAAUUGAAA
Nylanderia fulva is the source of this 1468-nucleotide messenger RNA. RefSeq names its product G protein-coupled receptor Mth2-like. Gene Ontology annotation, molecular function: G protein-coupled receptor activity. NCBI's taxonomy places the organism in Eukaryota, Metazoa, Arthropoda, Insecta, Hymenoptera, Formicidae. Gene Ontology annotation, cellular component: membrane. The record is from RefSeq and is a predicted model, not a curated record. Gene Ontology annotation, biological process: cell surface receptor signaling pathway.